UUCUGGUGAACCAGACGGAGCGGUACCUAUUUAUCUACUUGCACUUUGACGUGCUUUCGAACUGCUAGGUUGGCAGGAGCUGGGACCGUCGCAGGGAUUCGAACUACUGACCUUCCGAUUGGCAAGCCCUAGGCUCUGGUUUAGACCACAGCGCCACCCGCCUCCCUCAUUGGAACUGUAGUUCCUCUCUAAUGGAGCAACGAUUCCCACCUAUAGGUGAAACUCGGAAAAUCAGAAUAUCGUCAAAGUGCAUUUAUUUCAGUAAUGCAACUUAUUUUCUUUUAAUUUUUACAAAUGCUUUCUUUUGGAAAUUCCACAGUAAUAAAACAAAUAGUUACAAUAAUACAAAAAUAAACAUCGCUAUUACAUUUCAUUAAUUACAUUCCAUUUAUAAUUGACCCGCCUAACGACAUAAUUACAAUUACAACAAAUAAAGGCUUGACAUUUCUUGCUUUGCAUGUCAUGCAUCUAUCUCGUAUAUUGGUUUCACUUUCUAAGUUGCAUUACUGAAAUAAAUGCACUUUUCGACGAUAUUCUAAUUUUCCGAGUUUCACCUGUACUCUAAUAAACUACAGCCCGCAUGAAUCUUGGGGAAGUGCGCAACUUCUGCGCAGAAGGUAUAUACUGUAUUGGUCCGUAUCUCUUUGUUGCUAUGGAAACAGCCUCCCUUUGCCUCCCAUCCCGCCCACCUCGGGGUAGUGCUGUUGACGUCACAUCCUGCCUCGCGUCCUUCUUGGUAGCUCUCCUAAUGGAAGUGAGCCGUCUUUCGUGCCCCCUCCCUUUUAUUAAAAGUGGUACGGCCCAUCUCCGACUUUUGUCAGCAAGCCAGGAGGACGGCCGCAUUUCUUGCGCGGGGGUGUGUGUGUUGAGGGGCGGGAAAGAGCGGAGAGAGGAAGGAAGAAAAGGUAGCAGCUUGCUGGCUUUGUACUUGAAAAACUGCCAGGCAAGAUGCUACAAUUCCUGAAGCACCCAAUUGUAUUUUCCGUGCAGAUCAACAUGAAUCUGGUGGUUUUGACUGUGGUGGGAUUACUAAGCCGGUUGUGGGCCCUGUCCUACCCUCAUGCUGUGGUCUUUGACGAAGUUUACUAUGGCCAGUUCCUCUCUCUCUAUAUGAAGCGGAUCUUCUUUGUGGAUGACAGUGGCCCACCAUUUGGUCAUCUGCUUCUGGCCUUUGGAGGUUACUUGGGUGGGUUUGAUGGCAAUUUCUUGUGGAACAGAAUUGGUGCAGAAUACAAUCCCACUGUGCCAGUUUGGGCCCUGCGGCUGCUACCAGCCUUGGCUGGCGCCUUGUGUGUUCCUCUGGCAUACCAGAUCCUUGUGGAACUGCAUUACUCACACUUCGUUGCUUUUGGAGCUGCCCUGCUGUUUCUGCUGGAGAACUCCCUGAUCACUCAGUCCAGGCUGAUGCUACUGGAGUCCAUUUUAAUCUUUUUCAUCCUGCUGGCAGUUUUAUCUUAUCUGAAGUUCUACAACUCGCAGAAGCAAAGACCCUUUUCCGCAAGAUGGUGGUUCUGGCUCUUACUAACAGGACUUUGUUGCUCCUGUGCAGUUGGGGUGAAAUAUAUGGGUCUCUUCACGUACAUCCUGCUCUUGACCAUUGCAGGAGUCCACUCCUGGCAACUGAUUGGUGACCAGAACCUGCCCAAUUUGUCUCUGCUGUGCCACCUGCUAGCCAGAGGUCUGGCCCUCGUGAUCCUCCCAGUAGCCACAUACCUGUCUUUCUUCUACAUCCACUUGGCUCUGCUGUAUCGCUCAGGCCCACAUGACCAGAUCAUGAGCAGUGCUUUCCAAGCGAGUUUGGAGGGUGGUCUCGCUCGGAUCACGCAAGGCCAGCCUCUGGAGGUGGCAUAUGGCUCCCAGAUCACCUUGCGCAACAUCCUGGGGAAACCCAUGCCCUGCUGGCUGCAUUCUCACAAGAAUACUUACCCUAUCAGGUAUGAAAACGGCCGUGGAAGCUCCCACCAGCAACAAGUCACCUGCUACCCUUUCAAGGACGUCAACAACUGGUGGAUUGUGAAGGACCCUGGGAUGCAGCAGCUGGUGGUGAGCAACCCCCCUCGCCCCGUGCGCCAUGGCAGCAUUGUGCAGCUUGUUCACGGGAUCACAACUCGCUACCUCAACACACAUGACGUUGCUGCGCCCCUGAGCCCUCAUUCCCAAGAGAUUUCCUGCUACAUUGAUUACAACAUUUCCAUGCUGGCUCAGAAUCUCUGGAGAGUGGAAAUCGUGAACCGAGACUCGGAUACAGAUGUCUGGAAAACAAUCCUGUCUGAAGUAAGGCUUGUCCAUGUGAACACCUCGGCAGUGCUAAAGCUCAGUGGCGCAUCUCUACCCGAGUGGGGUUAUCGGCAGCUGGAGAUAAUCGGGGAGAAGAUUUCUAAAGGCUACCACCAGAGCAUGCUGUGGAACGUGGAAGAACACAGAUAUGGGAAAAGCCAGGAACAGAAGGAGAGGGAGGUGGAACUGCAUUCACCAACGCAGAUCAGCAUCAGCCAGAACCUCAGUUUCAUGGCCAAGUUCACGGAACUGCAGUGGAAGAUACUUACUCUGAAAAAUGAAGACACAGAACACAAAUAUAGCUCUUCUCCCCUGGAAUGGAUUACCCUGGACACAAACAUCGCCUACUGGUUCCACUCCACCUCUGGGGCCCAGAUCCACCUUCUGGGGAACAUCGUCACCUGGAUGUCUGCCAAUGCAGCCACUGCUGCCUACGUGGCUCUUUUCCUGUGGUACCUGCUCCGGCGGAGACGGAAUAUCUGUGACAUCCCUGAAGAGGCAUGGUGGCAGUGGGUGUCAGCUGGAGGCCUCUGCGUGGGAGGCUGGGCCAUGAAUUACCUCCCAUUCUUCCUGAUGGAGAAGACGCUCUUCCUCUACCACUACCUGCCUGCUCUCACUUUCCAGAUCCUCCUGAUCCCUGUUGUCCUACAGCACACCAGUGAAUACCUCUGCAGAUCCAGACUCUCAAAGAGCAUGCACAGUGCUCUUGUGGUUGCCUGGUUCUCUUCUGUUUACCUGACCUACCACACAUUCCGACCGCUCACCUACGGGAAACCUCCGCUCACCAAAAGUCAGCUCCAGGACCUACGCUGGAAGGACAGCUGGGACAUCUUGAUCAGCAAGCACUAGCCUUGCAAGACAGGCAACAAACAGCCCCCUGGGCAACUUAGCCCACUGAUCAUGCCUGCGAACACAUGUACUCUGACUGCUUGAUGUGAGGACUUAGAACAGGGGAAGCCUGUCCUGUUUGCCCACCUGAAGCAAAACAGAAAGGUGUCGGCUGUGCUGCAAAAACCUUGCUUACUGAGGUUGUGGAGCUGUGGGUUUUGGCAGGGGUGGGUUUCCAGGGUGUUCCCCCAUGAAGUGAGAUCUCACAAGUGUGUUGCAAGAUCUUGCCAGAAGCUGCUACUGCUCCUCACUUCUCCCAUGGUUGCGGCAGAGGUUGGGAUUGGGUUUCUGUGGGGGUUAGAGGAAAGAAUGGUCAGGCUGUCAUAAUUCCACUGUUCAUUCAGCCUUGCCCAUCCUGCCAACUGAUGACCAGUCUUGACACCACCUUUUAAACUGAAAUGGAAUCAUAGAAUUGUAGAGUUGGAAGGCGACCCAAGGGCCAUGUAGCUCAACCCCUUGCAAUGCAGGAAUCUCAACUAAAGCACCCAUGACAGAUGAUCAAUGAAAACCAUUGAUUCGGAGUCCAAAAAUCGGGAGUUGUAGCAUUUUGCUACUCCCUUAUGCAUUAAGCAACAGGAGAAAAGGUGGCAUCAGAAUUGGCCCACUGUAAAGCAAUAUUCCCACUCUGUUUCCAGUAAACUAGAGUCCAGGAGGUUGAAUAUGGUUGGCAGCCGAGUCCAUCUCUUGCUGAACUCAGAUCAAGUUCUGUGAUUCUGCGGCUCAAGAGGAAAGGGUGAUGGUCUCCAGAGAAUGCAGAGACACUGCUGGGCAAUGUCUCACCUUGGCGUUCGGUUAUUAUCACUGUAAAUUAUUUUAUUUGCUUGUUGGAACUGUAUGUAUCGUUUUAGAAUGAGGGGGGUGGAGCACAAUCAGUGAAUAAAAUGUAGACAUGGGAGGAGAAAUAAUUGGAAGCUGGGCAACUUAAAAAAAACAACAACAACAGAAACUUGGCCUAAAGUGCUAACAAAGCAGGGGACACAGAGUGAUCUUCAACAUACUCUUGCUUUAAACUCUGCCUUUUAGACAGAGCCUUCCUCCUUAAGGAGGGAGUUUAAUGAACCUUUUUUUUUUUUUGCCUUUCACCCUGAAGUGGACUGUUCUCCUAUUGAGCUUAUUUUGGGAGGAUCUUCUCUUACAGAUAUUACAGAAGUGGCACCUAUACCUGCCAAACAUGGGUCUGCUCUGAUUCUGCAAGCACUCCCAACUCGUUUCAAGCAGUGAUAGGGAACCUGUUGCCCUCCAGGUGUUUGUUGCCGAACCACAGAUCCCAUCAGCCCUGGCUCUCCUUGCUAGGGCUGGUGAGACUGUAGUUCAAAAAACUUUGAAGGGCCAAAACUUACUCAUGCCCACAUUAGAAGCAGAGUAGCUUAGUAUAGCUUAGUACAGUCAUACCUCAGUUUAAGUACGCUUCGGUUUAAGUACUUUCAGUUUAAGUACUCCACGGACCCGUCUGGAACGGAUUAAUCCACUUUCCAUUACUUUCAAUGGGAAAGUUCGCUUCAGGUAAAGUACUCCGCAGACCGUCUGGAACGGAUCCACUUUCCAUUACUUUCAAUGGGAAAGUUCGCUUCAGGUUAAGUAUGCUUCAAGUUAAGUACAGACUUCCGGAACCAAUUGUGUACUUAAACCAAGGUACCACUGUAUUGCAACAGAGAGUGGGAACCAAAAGAGCAGAGUUGAGAAUUAGGAAUGUCGCCGUCUAGAGAAAGGCAGUAUCAUUAAUUGCAUCAGAACAAUUGCUCCUCUAAGAGCAUUGCUGAUGCCUUUCCUCCUUGGCACUGUGUUAAAACACACCUGAAUACUCCAGACCAGCAAACUGCGAAAACUUCAGCUUUUAUAGAGGUGGGCAAACUAACUGAUGAUCAAUUAAGCAGGGGCACUUGAUUAGCAGGACCUGUCUUCUACUUAGCCCCUUAAGUCCUACGGAAGCAGUAAGGGUGUACUUAAGUUUUUCACACAUGGCUUCCCCGUUUCGGUUUCAUUUUUGUUAAAUAAAUCAUGACACGGUGUAGUA
Molecule: messenger RNA, 5179 nt
Organism: Zootoca vivipara (common lizard)
Lineage: Eukaryota; Metazoa; Chordata; Lepidosauria; Squamata; Lacertidae
Gene: POMT1
Product: protein O-mannosyltransferase 1
Biological process (GO): protein O-linked glycosylation via mannose
Cellular component (GO): endoplasmic reticulum; membrane
Molecular function (GO): dolichyl-phosphate-mannose-protein mannosyltransferase activity
Source: RefSeq, a predicted model, not a curated record